AUGUCAAAGAGUAAAGAAUCAGUAUUACCAAGUACUAUUGAGAUAACACAAGCACCAUACUGUGCUCUCUCUUUCCGAAGAAAAGUACUAAUUGUAUUAAUUGUUACUUUAGCAGGAUUUUUGGGUCCUGUGUCUGGUAACAUCUAUAUUCCAAUUUUACCCCAGUUGAAAAAUGUAUUUCAUGUUUCAACAACAGCUAUUAAUGGAACAGUAUCUGUUUUUAUGGUGGUUUUUGCCUUUGCGCCACUUCUAUGGGCUUCAUGGGCAGAUUUUGGUGGGAGAAAAAUCUUGUACCUUAUUUCCUUGAUAUUUUUUAUUUUGGCAAAUAUAUUAUUAGCUUCUGUUCCAGUACAUAUUGCUGCUCUAUAUGUUUUGAGAAUAUUGCAAGCAUUUGGUGCAUCUAGUGUUGUCUCAGUUGGUGCUGGAACUAUAGCUGAUAUUAUUGAACCUAAGAAUAGAGCAAAGGCAAUUUCCUAUUUCAUGUUGGGACCACAACUUGGUCCUGUAUUGGGUCCAAUUCUUUCAAUAAUAGCUGGUAAAGGUGAUUGGAGAUGGAUUUUUGGAUUUUUGGCUUUGUUUGGGUUUGCAGUUUAUUUGAUUAUUAUAUUUCUUUUACCUGAGACCUUGAGAUAUUUAGUUGGUGAUUGCUCUUGCUACGUUGGAACUUCAAUUUGGUUGAAACCAAAGCUUUUCCAAAAUCAAAUUGUUGAUGGUUAUCCAAAACCUGUUAAACCAAGCUUAAAGAACUUUUGGAAGAUAUUGAAAUAUAAACCAGUUUUGCUUUGUUCGAUCAAUGGUGGGCUUUUGUUUGCUACUUUUUAUGGAUUAAGUGUUACAUUUGGUCAUGUACUACAAAAUCAAUAUUCAUUCACCAAUAUUCAAACUAGUAUUUCGUAUAUCUGUCCUGGUAUAGCAAUGAUUGUUGGUUCUAUUCUGGGUGGUUGGUUAUCUGAUAAACUUCGAGCUAAGAUGAUUAAGCAAGAACCAGCUUCGUAUAUUCCAGAAAAGAGAUUUUCUUUACAAGUAUUUGGAUUGCUUAUAUCUAUGGCUGGUGUAAUUGGUUAUGCAUGGACGGUUCAUAAACAUGUUCAUGUAGCUGUGGUGUUUGUGUUUACAUUUUUGGCUGGGUUUGGAUUAACCUGGGUGUUUGUUGCCAACACCACUUAUUUAACGGAAUGCUCUACAGGACAGCCUGCUACUAAUGUGGCCAUUGGAAAUUUUAUGAGGAAUAUCGCUGCUGCUAUUUCAUCCGCUAUAAUUGAUAAACUUGUUGGAAAAAUGGGAUUUGGUUGGUGUUUGACCGGUUUAGGAUUGUUGGACCUUAUUGGAAUUGGGUUUGUUGUUGUGUUAUUAAAGUGGGGUCCCAAGUGGAGAAGAGAAUAUGAAGCUAAUUAG
Molecule: messenger RNA, 1395 nt
Organism: Spathaspora passalidarum NRRL Y-27907
Lineage: Eukaryota; Fungi; Ascomycota; Pichiomycetes; Serinales; Debaryomycetaceae
Exons: 1
Coding region: 1-1395 (464 amino acids)
Biological process (GO): amine transport; transmembrane transport
Molecular function (GO): amine transmembrane transporter activity
Source: RefSeq, a predicted model, not a curated record